AUGUCGACGAUCACGGAGAUCACCAGUCUCGCCGACUUCGAAAAGCACAUCGCUUCCACACCGCCCUCCACCCUCCACAUCAUCUCAUUCCACGCACCGUGGGCCGCUCCAUGCGCCCAGAUGGCGACCGUCCUCGCGACCCUCGCCUCCGAGUACCCCGUCACCAGCCCCCCGCAGACAUCCUGGGUUUCCAUAAACGCCGAAGAGCUUAGCGAGAUCAGUGAGACCUACAACGUCACCGCCGUCCCCUUCCUCGUCCUUUUGCGCAACGGCCAGGUCCUCGAGACCGUCAGUGGCAGCAGCGCCGUCAAGGUGCGCAAUGCGAUCGAGACACACGCGAAGAAGCCCGCCGCCGGCGCCACCAGCACGGUAAACGGAAAUCAGGGCGUCGAGAACGGACCCAGCGCCGCCGUGCCGGUGGAGGAGGCCGUUGACCCGGCCAAGGCCAAGGAGGAGCUAUUCAAACGCCUGGCCGACCUCGUCAAGGCCGCGCCCGUCAUGCUUUUCAUGAAGGGCACCCCGAGCUCGCCUCAGUGUGGUUUCUCGAGGCAGCUUGUCGCCAUCCUCAGAGAACACUCCGUCAAGUACGGCUUCUUCAACAUUCUAGCAGACGACGAGGUACGACAGGGCCUGAAGGAGUACGCCGAAUGGCCUACUUAUCCUCAGCUCUGGGUCGACGGCGAGCUGGUUGGUGGUCUUGAUAUUGUCAAGGAGGAAAUCGCCAACAGUCCCGACUUCCUGGCUCCUUACAGCAUCAAGGCCAACGCAGAGACUGCCGCCACCUCUUAA
Molecule: messenger RNA, 789 nt
Organism: Colletotrichum spaethianum
Lineage: Eukaryota; Fungi; Ascomycota; Sordariomycetes; Glomerellales; Glomerellaceae
Product: monothiol glutaredoxin-3
Exons: 2
Coding region: 1-789 (262 amino acids)
Molecular function (GO): 2 iron, 2 sulfur cluster binding
Source: RefSeq, a predicted model, not a curated record